GAAAAGCGAUUGAAAAGGAGAAAAUCUGGUGUUUCUCUGUAAUUAAAGGAAUAUGGUUGCAUCCUGGCUGAGUUUUGCACUUCUUUGGGGAACUUUUUAUGCAGGACCAAGCCAUGGAGAGGUGGAGACCAGGGAAUGUUUAUACUACAACGACAACUGGGAGAGUGAAAAGACCAAUCAGAGUGGAGUGGAGCAUUGCGAGGCUGAGAAGGACAAACGACUACACUGCUAUGCAUCCUGGCGCAAGAACUCUACCACGGGUAACAUCAAGCUCGUGAAAAAGGGCUGCUGGUUGGAUGACUUCAACUGCUACGACAGACAAGAGUGUGUGGCUACUGAAGAGAACCCCCAGGUCUUUUUCUGCUGCUGCGAGGGCAAUUUCUGCAAUGAGAGAUUCACCCACCUGCCUGUUGUCACCAGACCCGCGGUGGUCCGCCCACCUCUACUCAACAUCCUAGUCUAUACACUGCUUCCCAUUACUGUACUCUCCAUGGCUCUGCUGCUGGCAUUCUGGAUGUACCGACAUCGCAAACCGCCGUAUGGCCACGUGGACAUUAACGAGGACCCUGGCCCAUCCCCUCCAUCCCCUCUGGCUGGCCUUAAACCUCUGCAGUUACUGGAAAUCAAAGCCAGGGGGCGCUUUGGCUGCGUUUGGAAGGCACAGCUGAUGAAUGAAUACGUAGCUGUGAAGAUUUUCCCCAUUCAGGACAAGCAGUCAUGGCAGAACGAGCGAGACAUCUUCAUCACUCCCGGGAUGAAGCACGAAAACCUGCUACGAUACAUCGCCGCCGAGAAACGAGGAACCAGCCUGGAGAGCGAGCUGUGGCUGAUUACCGAGUUUCACGAGAAGGGGUCCUUGACUGAUUAUCUGAAGGGCAACGCCAUCAGCUGGAAUGAGUUGUGUCACAUUGCGGAGACCAUGGCUUGUGGGCUGGCCUACCUGCAUGAGGACGUUCAUCGUUACAAAGGAGAGGGGCCCAAACCGGCCAUUGCACACAGGGACUUCAAGAGCAAGAACGUGAUGCUGAAGACCGACCUGACAGCCGUGAUCGGGGACUUCGGGCUGGCGGUCCUGUUCGAGCCAGGCAAGCCCCCUGGGGACACUCAUGGCCAGGUAGGGACGAGGAGGUACAUGGCGCCAGAGGUAUUGGAAGGGGCCAUCACGUUUCAGCGAGACGCCUUCCUGAGGAUAGACAUGUAUGCCAUGGGCCUGGUGCUCUGGGAGCUGGUGUCGCGCUGCAAGGCCGCAGACGGCCCUGUCGAUGAAUAUAUGUUGCCGUUUGAGGAGGAGAUUGGGCAGCAUCCAUCCCUGGAGGAUUUACAAGAUGUUGUUGUCCACAAAAAGAUGAGGCCAGCUUUCAAGGAUUGCUGGGUAAAACAUGCUGGCCUAGAGCAGAUGUGUGAGACGAUCGAGGAGUGCUGGGACCAUGACGCGGAGGCUCGUCUGUCUGCAGGGUGCGUGGAGGAGCGCAUCUCCCAGAUCCGCAGGCUAACGAGCGGCACUACCUCGGACUGCCUGGUCUCCAUAGUGACGUCGGUCACCAAUGUGGACAUGCCACCCAAAGAGUCCAGUAUCUGAGUCUGUCGUGGAACAAAAGCGGGGGAAAAACCGAAAACGAGAAUACUAAGCUUCGUCUUUCUUGACUCAGUGGAUCUCAGAAAAAAAAACAUGAAUGCAGCUGCUAUUUUAUCCUGACAUUUUUAAUUCAUUAUUUUUUCUUUUUGGUCGGAUCAAUAUUACCAGCACAUUUCUCUACUGUAUUUUUUCCAAGAGUGAAAACAGAAGCUAAAUGUACAUCUCUAAUGCAUUCAGGUGCCGACUUAUGAAUGCUGACAACGGUGCAGGUACCUCAACUCUUUCAUUUCAGUCAUUUUUUAUUUUAUUGUUCCUCUUUUAUUUUGUCUCUUGAACAGGCCUGCCUGUGAAAAAAAAAAACAAGCAACCAUCUUCUAUCUUGGACAAUAUAAGAAUGCUGCAAAACCUUGGAGGAACACCAAGACUGUUACACAAUUUACCUUCCUCAAGGGAUUAUUGUUUUGUUUUGUUUUGUUUUGUUUUGUUUUGUUUUGAAAGCGAGUGCUUAACAAAAUAAUGACAAACGUGUCUUUUACGGAACUAACGGGUGUCUCUAGAACACGUCAAAAAAGUUGGAGGCAACGGGACUAAUUUCUUUUGUCCGAUUGGACUGGUAUUUCUUUCAAAGUCGGUGUACCAGUUUUGCGGAAAGGGUGAAAGACAACUUAAAAAAAGAAAUGGUUUGCAUUUUGAGAUUGGACAGUUCUUUUAGUUUGGUACGGAACUUCUUCUCAGGUAACCGGUAUAAAGGGGCAGAGCUUUUGAGGUAAGGUGUUGUCAGCAUCGACUGAUCGCUGUAAUGAGAGAGUGAGGACCCACACUUGUGGAGGUUGGGGUGGACAGCAAGGGGUGGGCAGGGCUUAUCCAGACAUUCAUAGCCACCUACGGCAGGCAGUGGAGCCAAGGUUAAUAGGUAGUACAUUGUGGAAGGUGCCCAAACAAUAAACAGUAUAAGACAACGACGACUACAACAUUAGGUGGAAGACCAUGGUGAAGGAAUAUAUAUGUGCGUACUGUUGUAUAUAUGUGUGCAUUUGUGUGUUUGGUUAAGACCAUGAAGUAUGUACGUAUGUAUCAGUGGGCUUAAACAGCUGUCUAAAUGAUGUCCAACUUUUUUUCUUUAUUUAAUCAACGUGCAUUUCCAAUUACAGAAGCUAAGGACCUAGACACAUUCUUUUAGCAGAGACAAGCCUCGGUCCUCAGAAAAACCUUUUCAAUCAGAGCAGUGAACUGGAGGGUGAAAAGAACAGUUCAUUCACCUUUGUCAGGUCCCAUCAAUUAUACCUCGACUCACAGGGACCAAUUAUGGGUGUAUGCCUGGUAGUUCCAGCAUUGCUGUGAUGUUUUCACAAGUGGAAAGAUCUGUAGAUAAACUAUUGACUUUCAGAUUUUGACUGGAUGAUCUGUUUCAAUAUACAGAUGAGGAUCGAUUACGUCUUAGUGACACAGGUAAAAUAAAAAAAAUCUCAGUAUGCCAUAAUCUUUCAGUGAAUGUCUGUAAUGCUGCUGUUUCAACUCAAAGGUGAAUAUAUGUUUCAAAAUACAGUGGGCUCCAGAAUUAUUGCCACCCCUGACUGGCAAUGCACAUAAAAUACAGAAUUUUUUUUACAACGUCAUUGAGAACUGAAAAUGCCAAUGCAAAAAAUGUUUCAAUGAAACCAACCAAAACAGUCAUUUAAUAAAAAACUAGAUUUCACCAAAAUCAAGAUUUCAUAAUUAUUGGCACCCCUGGUUUAGUACUUGGUUCUAUCAUAGCAUCUUCGUUCAAUCAUAAUUUAAAUGACCAAAUGAGACCAAAAUUUUAGGUUUUGAUCAAAUACUGUACAGUAUGGGAAUUUUUGGCAUCAAAACAGCAUAAAAAGAGAGGCGCCACAUACCCAUGGUGAAAAAUGGUGGUAAGUCAGUGAUGUUCUGGGGUUUAAAUUCCAGAGGUCCACUGGUCACUGGUUAAGAUCAAUGGAUUCCAUCAAGUAUCAGGCAAUUUUACCUGACAAUCUAGUUGCCUCAACCACAAGGCUGAGACUUGGCGGUAGGUGGGCUUUUCAGCAGGACAGUGACCCAAAGCACACCUCAAACUCCACACAGAAAUGGUUCCAUGACAACAAAAUCUAUGUUCUGCCAUCUCAGGUGCUGGACCUCAAUUAAAUCGAAAAACCUGUGGGCUGAACUGAAGAGGGCAGUUGAUAAGCGCACACCCAAGAAUGUGAUCUUGCAAGGAUCUGCAUUGAUGAACAGUCUAAUAUCCCUCCAAAUGUUUUCCUUAACCUUGUCAAGCAUUACAGGAAAAGACUCCAUGCUCUUAUCCUUGCCAAAUGUGGAUGCAGCAAGUACUAAACCAGGGGUGCCAAUAAUUAGGGAACCUAAACUAUUUUUAUUUUAUUAAAAGACAGUUUGAUUUUCGUUGGUUCCAUUGAAACAUUAAUAAAGUAUAGUAUUUUCACAUGUUGGCAUUUUUAAUUUAUGUCAAUAAUAAUAUAUAUAAUUUUGUGCAUUGCCAGUCAGGGGUGCCAAUAAUUCUGGAGCCCACUGUAUAUGUUCUUUUUGCAUGUAGAACAUGCAACUCAGUAGUUUUAAGUGUACAAAUACAAACACAUGCAGAGAAACCAGGCUUCCGAGGUCAGAAUCAAACAACAAAAAAAUAAAAUCACUUAAAAAAAAUACAGAAUACAACAUUUUUUAAGAAAUUAUAGUUCAUGACCACAAACCACCUCAAACCAGAAAUACCUCAGAUUUUCUAUGUGCAUUAGUUCUGUUAUAUAUUUUGUUAGUUGUGUUGUCUUGUAUUAGGUAUAUUUUAAUGUAAAUUUGCUUUCAUGACUAAGAAGUUGUGGGGAAAAAAAGAAUGAGUCCAAAAUCUUUUAGG
Molecule: messenger RNA, 4439 nt
Organism: Conger conger (European conger)
Lineage: Eukaryota; Metazoa; Chordata; Actinopteri; Anguilliformes; Congridae
Gene: acvr2ba
Product: activin A receptor type 2Ba
Exons: 11
Coding region: 53-1579 (508 amino acids)
Biological process (GO): cellular response to growth factor stimulus; protein phosphorylation; activin receptor signaling pathway
Cellular component (GO): activin receptor complex; plasma membrane
Molecular function (GO): activin binding; ATP binding; activin receptor activity
Source: RefSeq, a predicted model, not a curated record